This is a messenger RNA of Hordeum vulgare subsp. vulgare (domesticated barley), 1629 nucleotides long. RefSeq lists its product as uncharacterized. The record is from RefSeq and is a predicted model, not a curated record. NCBI's taxonomy places the organism in Eukaryota, Viridiplantae, Streptophyta, Magnoliopsida, Poales, Poaceae. The coding region runs from base 665 to 1168 and encodes 167 amino acids. The transcript has 6 exons.
GCGGGCUUCCUUCCGCGCCUCCCCGGGGAGGAAUCGAACGGCGGGCGCAUCGCCUCCGGCCAGCCUCUCCGUCGACGCGGACGGCGGACGAAGCAGCCCGAAGCCCGAGCAGGAGCCGGUGUCAGCAAGCGAGCACGCUUCUCUCAGGCCGUUCGUCGUAGAGGCAAUGGACGUGAUACAUGGAAUGGAGGAAAAUUUUACAAAAGCUGCAGCCUUAGCUGGGGAGACUGUGACAAUGACCCUCGCCGUCUCAAAGGCGGCCCUUCCCAUGAACACUACCAAUUUGGUGGAAAUUGCGAACCAGAUUGCACAGACUGCUGAAGAUUCGCUUGUUAGCAAGGCCACAGUGCUUAGGGUGCGGCUGAUCGGUUGUCGCAGGUGGAAGAUUCUGCAAGGUCUGAUGCUGUAAAUGAUCUUGUUCUUGAGUCUGUCGCGUUGGCACAGGAAGCAGGCAAUGCAGGAAACGACACACUAAUGCGUGACGCUCUUCACUUGGCCUCUGCCGGACGAUGUUUUCUGCGACUGGCUGUUCUUCAUGAGACAAAGCAACACAUCCAGGCUAAUGAGCUACCCAUUCAAGUUAAUGGUCCAAUGGGAGAGCGACUAUGGGGAUUGAGAUGGACGGGACAGAUCGCCUCAUGGUGGUCAAGAAGGAAGAGAAUGGAUGAUGUCGAAGCCAUUACUGCACCUUUCCUUGUGCCAACUGCCUCACUGGCUAGUGAGUCUACUUCUAGCAAUGUUCCUCAGGUACACUGAACUUUCUAAAAAAGACCAGGGGAAGCUAUGCGACAAAUGGUUAGGCAUGCAAACAUGUGCGCUUGCGAUGUCGCUUGGUUUACUGCCCUACAUGGGACGUGAUGGACUUUUCAAGGAUAAAGAAACUUUUUCAGACAAUUGUUUGUGGAGGAUAAACUUGUUCUUUAAGGUGUGGUGGGGUCUAGUAGCCUUUGGUGUACCUUGCAGCUUAUAUGGACGCUAUUGGAUUGAGGUUCAGUAUGCCCGUCUAUCCGCCCACUUGGCCAUACUUGGUCUGACGGUGCUUGUUGGAUAUUUUUCUCAGUGGAUAUUAGCUAUUGAUGCCACCAACAUCAUGACAUCUUUUCUUGCCAUUAUGAUUGGGGGUUUUAUUCUUUUCUUCAUAAGGUGCUGUGUAACAGGGGAUCUGUGAUGCUACUAUAGAGGGAGCAGCAAUGAAAUUUUGGAGAAGAUUGGUAGCAGUAGUGCUAUUUUGGAGGAGCAAAAGCUGUACAUUUGAAGGCUUCACAUUACAGUGAAUGCGCAUGUUGACUAUCAAAUAGAAUGUGUGAUACACACGAGCCAUUAAGCAAUAUUCAUCAUGGACUUGGUACAUAUCGCCAUGGAAGGUUGUGAGAUGUGUAAUCCUGUGCCACUCUUUUCUGUUUCCUCUAGCUAGUAUAACCUCGACAAAGAAUAGGUGAUUUAGUGCUCUACCGUGUUAAUAAACCAACAACCCCUGCUGUAUAUUCAUAACUGUGAUAUGCUCAGCUGUUAGGUGCGUAUGGCAUAACUGUGCAACUGUUAUUCAGAUCUUAUCUGCUGAAUGAUGUGAUACAAUCACACGAGACAUAUUUGGCUCAUGCAAUAUAUUUUCCAAACUUUUCACCACUA